AUGCAGGCUAUGAUCCAAGCCACAAAGGUGCCGAACUUGCCCAACAACGAUCCUGUCAAGGAGUACAUGAUGGCCGCAUCAGAGAGAAUUUGUGCAACGAUGAAGCAAGAUUUUCUGCCGUUUGUGUCCCACAUUCUGCCUGGAGUCCUGGAGAGGUUCACGCUGGCCCCGAGGGAGUUCACCGGUGGGGACGAGGUCGAUGACAACGAUGAAGUGAAUCUGACGCUGAUGCAAGAAAAUGGGCAGGUCAAGGUUAUGAUCAUGUAUUCAUCCGAAAUCCAGGACCUGAAAGCAGCAUUGGAGUGUGUGCAUACGUUCGUGGAAGAGCUCGCAGCCGCGUAUGCCCCUUUCGUGGGAGAGACAGCCAAGGCCUUGCUUCCAGUCUUUGAUUUCUGCAUGGAGGAUGGCAUCAGGGAUUUGGCGUUCGAGACAUGGGGUCAGCUGUGUCGCAGCGCGCGACAGGGUGGUCAGGUUCAGAUUGUCAAUGAACUAGUCAUGGAGUUUCUGAAGCGGGCGCUUCCGAAAUUCGAAGCUGCGAAGGUGGAUGUGGCCGAACUCAAGACAAGCGCUGACGGAAUGACUGCUUGCCUGAGGGAAGCUGGUCCCGGAAUCCUCCACGCCGAGCAGUUGCGGCAUAUUUGCCGCACAACGCUUAGUGCCCUUGCCGAGUCGCUGAAGCGGCGCUCCGAGGCAGCUAAGGGCAGGCCAGCACAGCAAGCACAGCAAGACGAGGAUGGAGAGGACCAUGAUGACGACGACGAAGAAGACGAGCAGGCACUUCGAACAUCCAUGUGUGAAGUGGCAGGGUCACUGAUGCAGCACCAUGCUGACAUAUUUAUCGCCGAGAGCUUUUCAGACUAUUUGACCUUGGUUGUCCAGUGGCUCCAACCUGGUUCGGCAAAAGAAGACAGACUGCUGGCAUUGUUCGUGAUCUGCGACUUCCUUGAACACUUGGGUGACAAGGUUGUUGCUCAAUGGCCACAGUUUGUGCCAAAGAUUGUCGAGGACAUCCUGCACCCGGAUGCAGAUCUGCGUCAACCGGCGUGCUAUGGUGUGUCGCUCGCAGCAAAGUUGCAGGCUUUCGCGCCCCUGGCGCUGGAUGCAGCAAACAAACUCUCCCAGGUUGUGACCCAGUCAAGGCAAAGGACCAAGAAGAAGUCUGAAAAGGCUGCGCAGGCUUGCGCAGACAAUGCGCUGUCUGCUCUUGUCGAGAUCCUGCUCUCCCAUCCACAAGCGAUUACGUCCGUUCAGGCUCAAGCGUGGAAUGUUUGGCUGGGUGGCCUGCCUUGCCAGGAGGAUGAUGUUGAAGGCGUCCGAAACCACCGCAAACUUCUCGAGCUUCUUCAACAG
This is a messenger RNA of Symbiodinium sp. CCMP2592, 1350 nucleotides long. The record is from the annotation of a GenBank genome assembly. Lineage: Eukaryota; Dinophyceae; Suessiales; Symbiodiniaceae.